UGGAUUCGACCCCCUCAAAAUCAGCGACCCUCUUACCAUCGACUCUUUCAGGCAAAGCAACUUAGUUUCGGAAUCUUCUCAAGAUCCGCGUUGGCCUCAUCUGCAUCGAUGCCCAAAUUCUCUCGCAAGCUGCAGGGCAAAUCGAUGACACCUCUGAUUCCGCUUCAGUCAUGGCUACAAUUCCCAUGGGAGAAGCCUCUUCAUCAUCUUGCAGAAAGUCCUUUGUUGAACUCUGAAAAUUCCCAAUGGCCAGCCCUUCCCAGAGGGAUUCAGGGAAACUCUCGGUCUACUGAAGCUGCUUCACUUAAAGCUCACUCCAAAGAGUAUCCUUGGGCAGCAAGGAUGAACCAAUCUCUGAGGAAUCUUCAUAGAGUAACCAUUCCUGAGUUACUUGUGAUCUUCUGCAUCAUUAACUUGUUAAACUACAUGGAUCGUGGUGCCAUAGCGAGCAAUGGUGUCAAUGGAAGUACUAGGAGUUAUGAUGAUAAGGGCAAAUGCAACCCUGCAACGGGAAUUCAGGGCAAUUUCAAUCUAAGUAAUUUCGAAGAUGGUGUGUUGUCAUCUUCAUUUAUGGUUAGACUUCUUAUUGCAUCACCAAUCUUUGCUUCAUUAGCAAAAAGUUUCAAUCCAUUUAGACUUAUUGGAGUAGGCUUAACUGUUUGGACUGUUGCAGUUCUUGGUUGUGGCAGUUCCUUUGCCUUUUGGUUUAUCGUCUUAUGUCGCAUGUUCGUUGGUGUAGGUGAAGCUUCUUUCAUCAGUCUUGCAGCUCCGUUUAUAGAUGAUAAUGCCCCUCACAAACAGAAAGCUGUGUGGCUUGGUGUGUUUUACAUGUGUAUACCAAGUGGUGUUGCUUUGGGCUAUGUCUAUGGCGGAUACGUUGGAAAACAUUUUAGUUGGCGCUAUGCGUUUUGGGGAGAAGCUGUAUUAAUGGCUCCAUUUGCUGUUCUUGGUUUCUUGAUGAAACCUCUACAGUUAAAAGGGUUUCCUGCUACUGAUGCUACUGAUUCUAUAAAGAUGGCUUCAUCAACGCAGAGACAUCUAAAAACAAGAAUCAUCUUCAAGCUGGUGGUAAUGAGAUUGAGGUCUCCAUUGAAACUUCAACUUGUGGCAGUUUCGAAAUCGUUUACUCAAUUUGCUAAAGAUAUGAAAGUUCUGUGUAAAGAAAAGGUCUUUGUUGUUAAUGUCUUAGGUUAUGUAUCAUACAACUUUGUUAUUGGAGCAUACUCAUAUUGGGGACCAAAGGCUGGUUAUAACAUUUACAAAAUGAUUCAAACUUUUGUUCUAUCUUGUCAUAAAAACGCCAAUAUGAUCUUUGGGGCAGUAACUAUCAUUUGUGGGAUCAUUGGGACAUUAUCAGGAGGGUUUAUACUUGAUCGUGUCACCGCAACAAUUCCAAAUGCUUUUAAGCUUUUAUCCGGAGCAACGUUUCUUGGAGCGAUCUUUUGCUUCACUGCAUUUACCUUAAAGAGUUUAAACGGUUUCAUCGCUCUCUUUGCCUUAGGAGAGCUUCUUGUGUUUGCUACACAGGCUCCUGUGAACUAUGUGUGUUUACAUUGUGGGGAACCAAGUUUGAGACCAUUAUCAAUGGCUAUCUCUACCGUUGCGAUUCACAUAUUUGGCGAUGUUCCUUCUUCUCCUCUUGUCGGUAUCGUUCAGACAGCUAAAACAAUUACAGGUACUGUGACAAAUGAGAUAGAGACACAG
This is a messenger RNA of Thlaspi arvense, 1704 nucleotides long. The record is from the annotation of a GenBank genome assembly. Lineage: Eukaryota; Viridiplantae; Streptophyta; Magnoliopsida; Brassicales; Brassicaceae.